Molecule: messenger RNA, 3095 nt
Organism: Pygocentrus nattereri (red-bellied piranha)
Lineage: Eukaryota; Metazoa; Chordata; Actinopteri; Characiformes; Serrasalmidae
Gene: ube2d4
Product: ubiquitin-conjugating enzyme E2D 4 (putative)
Exons: 7
Coding region: 244-687 (147 amino acids)
Biological process (GO): ubiquitin-dependent protein catabolic process; protein polyubiquitination
Cellular component (GO): nucleus
Molecular function (GO): ubiquitin conjugating enzyme activity
Source: RefSeq, a predicted model, not a curated record
GAGAGUAGCUUAUGCUGUCUUGUACCCCACCAAAAAGCUGUCAGUGAGGGCAGAGCGGGGCAAGAAUUACCGAAAUCACAGCCGCUGUCGCUCAAACGAGUGUGUAAAUGUUUCAGGCCUCGCUUUUGAGAGCUGGAAGUAAAACGAGGACAAACAACAGUAGCAGCUUUCUCCCAUUCAAACUGCAUAAGGCCGUGUAGACUGAUACAGUGAUACAGGCUGCUGCUGCAAUACAGCGAGCAAAUGGCGUUGAAAAGGAUCCAAAAGGAGUUGACAGACCUACAGAGGGACCCGCCUGCCCAGUGUUCAGCAGGACCAGUGGGAGAAGACUUGUUUCACUGGCAGGCAACAAUAAUGGGGCCGAACGACAGUCCGUAUCAAGGCGGCGUCUUCUUCCUCACAAUCCACUUCCCUACGGACUACCCCUUCAAACCUCCUAAGGUUGCAUUCACAACAAAGAUCUACCACCCCAACAUCAACAGUAACGGCAGCAUCUGUCUCGAUAUCCUGCGGUCCCAGUGGUCUCCUGCCCUCACUGUAUCGAAAGUUCUCCUCUCAAUCUGUUCGCUGUUAUGUGAUCCGAACCCAGAUGACCCACUAGUGCCUGAGAUUGCACACACGUACAAAGCUGACAGAGAAAAGUACAACAGACUAGCGAGAGAAUGGACGCAAAAGUACGCCAUGUGAGAGUGCCUACACCUGCUGGAACACUGCAGCGAGCAAAACGGACAGAGGAACCUGUUUUAACGUUUUUGACACGGGACGAAAGAACAAGGUGGAGGACAGAUCAACACCAAACCUUUGGCUGGGAGGAAGCAGAGAGCGGAGGGGAAGAGACCGGAGACCACCUUUGAACGUCGGCCGCCGCGUGCUGCGAGCUGCUGCCGGACCGGUGCCUGGAUACAUGAGCCUGAAAAGAGCCUGGAAAAAAAACAGGAAACUUCUCUGGAAAACGGGACACCAGGCUACCACAAACCCAGGAAAUUAGACUUCUUUUGACUAUUAGUACUACUACUGCUGUUAUUGUGAUUGACUCUUUCUCAGUGUUCCUGUUUCCACUGUUUUUCUCAUUCGGAUUCGUUAAUGCGCCCAUGCCACCACUUCCUGGAUGAAGGUGAAGGGCUUGGCCUCUCUGAUAGAUACAUCCUCUCCUUUGAGUUUCUGUGGAUACCCUUUGGUUUUGUGUAUGUGUGCGUGUGUUGGACAUGUAACGCUAUACACUCAGGGCACGAAACAGUUAAACUCCACUUUUCAUCAUUUUUAAGUUAAACUCUCUUGUUUAUCAAGUUAAAAUAUAUCUAUACACAAAAACACUUUGUCAGGCAGAGGAAUCUCAGUCAUGUGAUUAUUUAAUUAAACAACACAAUAUAUGUGUAACAAUAUGUUACUAGGGCUGCACGAUAUAUAUGACAUAUGUUAGUGAAGUAUUAAUGUGACAUACAGCACUGUGCAAAGUCCACCCUUCAAAUUUGUUAACAGAAAAAUACACAGUAGCCCCAACGACUACUACUUCCGUUCUUUCCAGGAGACUCGCUUUCAGUUGUUCAGAGAAAUCUGCAGGGAUAUUUUUCCACACCUGCAAAGUUCAGUCUUAGAAGUCGGUUGCACUUUCUGCUUCUCACAAUCCCAGCAAUCUCACAUUCAGAGUACCUAAAGAACACCAGCAGCUUCUUUGUUUUGUCUACGACCUUCUUUCAGUAAGAGCUUCUUGAACAGCAACACAUCCUUUCAGACCGAGCACCGAGGCGUCUUCUCACAGUGGAGGGAUGGGCAGAAACACCUGUGGAUGUUUUCAGAUCUGAAGCAGCUUGAUUUUUCUCCUCUCUCUCAAAGAUGAAAGCUUUAAGUGCUGUUUAUUUGAUGAGGUCAGUUUUGGUGGUCUUCCAGGUUUUGCACUGUUGUUAGGGGCCCCAAUUUUUUGAAAUCCAUUUUUUUUUUUGCUUAUUACCCUUACUUUCCUCUUCUUAAAGGCAUGAUAUUCUAUCAGAAAUAUCUCCUGAAAAAUGAAUAACUUGGACUAAUAAAUGAAGGGUGGUUUCUCACUUUUGCACAGUGCUGUAGUUAAAGAUUGGCCUGCAAAAAUGAUCUUUGUUGGAUCACAUAUACAACUUAAUUCAUCAAAAUAGCCACAAAAAAACUUGGAAACAUCUGGAACUUUGGUCACGACACUCAAAGCAAAAUAUAGUGAUUUGUUUAAAGGGACAGUUAUAGUUCCCCCCUUCAAGAUGCAUCAUCAGAAGGGAGUUUUCCCUCCUAUUCAUGCAUGAGUGCCUCUUUAAGGGCUUAUUUACAUUGCAAGGCUUGACUGUGUCUCUAUUGUGAAAGCCAGCAUUGCAAUAAAGAUUAAUGAUAUAUUGUGCAGCCCUAUUCACAUUCGCACAACACAAGCAUAUUUUGUUACAUGUCUUGAGUGGGUAUUUGUGUGUUUGAUGGCCCUUCCCUUUGACUCAAGAUGACUGCAGUCCCAGGAGUAAAAAUACUUCAGUCGUUCAGGUGGCACUGCCUGGCUGCUCUUUUCAUGAGCUUAUAUGGACAGUUUAUGAUUAGCUUGUUUUCAAAUAUCGGUUCAUUUGAGGCAAGGCCUUACUUUUGUUCCUCUCUCUCUAUCACCAUGUCUUCUUAUGCUUUGAAUGUUCACAGGUGACCGUAGGUAGCACCCUUAACCAAGAACCCCCCUACCGUAUUACUAAUCAGAGGGGAAAAUCAUAAAAUAGUCGUCUAUUCGUCUUCACCCUCACGUUUUCUGGCCACAAAGGGGAAGAAAAAGGUUUUAUUUUUUAAUCACACCUCCCAUGUGUGCUUGGAUUGGAGUUUCCAUGCCAGAUUUUCUAAGCUUAAAACCACAUCGUCUGCAUGUGCAUGUUUAUCGGAGACGUGUAUAAGUAUCGUUUAGGUGAGUAUUGUAAUUUCGCUUUAGGAACCGAGGCCAAUUUUCCAUGCGUGUUUUUUUUAAAAAUUCAGCUUGUGGAAAAAUUGUCAAAGCAAUAUUGUAUCUGAAGAUAUUGAAAAGUGGGCCGAAAUCUGUAUGGAAACUCCACCAUUUCCACAAAAACGAAAAAAAAAAAAACGUGUAACUGUCUCUGGGCCGCAUGAAU